Molecule: messenger RNA, 861 nt
Organism: Enterobius vermicularis (human pinworm)
Lineage: Eukaryota; Metazoa; Nematoda; Chromadorea; Rhabditida; Oxyuridae
Source: the annotation of a GenBank genome assembly
AUGAUGGAUAAUUUCACUGGUGCAGCUGUUCAUUUGGAAUUUCGCAAGUCAACGGAGUAUGAGAAGAAAGAGACAAGUGUGCAAACGGAACCGCUAAAGAACGUUGACGUUGGAACAGAUGUUAUUCCAAGAGUGGAACAAUCGGUACAGGUCAACACUUUGAAUGAGAAUGCCUCAGUGGACAAAAAACUACGGCUAGAUGUCAAGAUUGUUGACUGCAUCAUACAGUUAUUGCAACUGAAUGUCAAAGAAGAUCAAACAUUGAAAAAGUUGAAUUCAUUGCACACCACCAGUCGCAUUGCGAUAUUCCAUAAAAAGCAAGUAGACUUGAUCAAGGCAACUCAGGCAAAUAUCUACUUCAGAUUUGGCUCGAGGAACACGUUGUUUAUUGGUGGGCAAAACGGAGUAUUGUAUUUGGCAGUGGAUGGCCAAAUAAAGUUCUUUUCUGAGGUACACAGUCUGUGCAUUACGGGUUUAGAAUGGUUGAGUGCACAGCAGUUAGUGUCUUGUUCACUUGACGGUCAAUUAUGUGUUCAUACAUGGGACGGCAUUGAAUUGAAGAAACAAAAAUUUUUGGUUUUAAAGGUUAAAGACCUUCCACGAAGACUCAGAGGUUCAAACUAUUUGGAAAAACCCGUCGGAAUUACAUCAGUCGUCUGUCACAAAAACAAUAUUUAUGCUGCCAACGAGACUGGAUGUAUAUGGGCAAUUGAACAAACAGAUUUGUCUGUAAGAGUGAUGACAGUUGAGUCGGAUGGCAUCGAUGAAAUGCAAUGGCUUAAUUCAAACUUAGUUGUAAUCACUCCCUUCUACCAGCUAGCGCAUCCCGUGGGGCCGGUGUUUUAUAGGCCUUCGUUAUAA